AUCCUGUGUGUCCGACUCUGACAUUCUCACUAUUUGCCUCUGUAAACAGAGGGCGGGGCCUUGAAUCCCGCCACAGGUAGGUUUAACGUACACCUGUACUACUAUGAGACGGAAAAUACAUUUUAAGACCUACACUGGUAGUAAUAAAAUCAUUGCAGACGACAAGAUACAAUGAGGACUUUAGUGAUUUUCACUUUACUGUUUGCUAUGGGCGCAUGUUUACCUGCAAUAACCACAUCGUAUUCUAUUCCUCCAGAAGACCUGGAUGGAUCGGGACAUGAUCUGGAAAGUUCUGGCUCAGGUUCAGGGGAACGGGCAGAAGUGUCCAAAGGCUCGGUGAGGUUUACCACUAUCUCAACAUUUACAAUGACAAUGAGUGAAGAUGACUUAAUGUUCAAUGCCAUUGAUGAAGAGGAUAAAAUCGUCCCCAUUAUAAUGACAGACAACACCAGAAAUAAAAUAUCGGAGGACUCAGACUUGACCUUUGACAAGAGGCCUAAGCUAGAUGACAACAACGGAUCAGCCAUUGGCAAUGUGGCAAAGAGCGGGGGUCUUCUAGCAAACAAAGAAGCUCUUGCAGCUAUUAUUGCAGGAGGAGUGGUGGGACUGGCCUUGGCUGCCUCCCUGUUAACACUCAUGGUCUAUAACAUGAAGAAGAAAGAUGAGGGAGGCUACACUGUCAACCAGAAAAACACAUCUAACGGAGGAUAUCAGAAACCGAAGACCAAGGAGGAGUUUAUUCCGUAACUUCCCCUCAAAGACAAAAUAAUGUCUCAACCCAGCAGAUUUGUUUGAAGAGUUCAUUUUUGAGAGAAAGGAGUUGGUUGGGUUUGCGCCAGGAGAAAAUUCACAGCAGAAAAUGCAAACUUGUGGUGCAUUCGAGGUUUAAAAAGACGGUAACACUUUACUUGACACCCAGCAUCAUAACAGAUAACAUGGUCCUAACCAUGUCAUAAUACGUCAUAACAGCUGACAUAACUUGUCAUAUGGUCACAACACUGUCAUGACACAUAAUAAACAGCAAAAAAAGAAAUGUCCUCUCACUGUCAACUGCGUUUAUU
Molecule: messenger RNA, 1061 nt
Organism: Oncorhynchus mykiss (rainbow trout)
Lineage: Eukaryota; Metazoa; Chordata; Actinopteri; Salmoniformes; Salmonidae
Product: syndecan-1
Biological process (GO): cell migration
Cellular component (GO): cell surface; membrane
Source: RefSeq, a predicted model, not a curated record